AUGGAGGGCUUUAUUAAUGGUGGAUUUUAUAUUUUAGGUUCCAAGAGACAAGGGAUGGUAGAGAAACAAUAUUUCCACACCAGUAGUCGAAGACAUCGCGACGUCUAUGCAUCCCGAACACACCAGCCUCGUUCCAUUCUCCACAAACCACAAUCAACGGCAAAUAAUCAAAGUGCCGACCUACUCUUCUGCCCAACCCUCAUCGACUCUGAUGAUCCUCUAACUGAGGAUACUCAAAUUUUUACCACUAGCACCUCCUCAGCUGCGCCUACGAGACCGACCAAAAGGAGCAGCAGUAGCUGCCGAAAUACAGAAACCGCCUCACGAAUUUAG
This is a messenger RNA of Rodentolepis nana, 333 nucleotides long. NCBI's taxonomy places the organism in Eukaryota, Metazoa, Platyhelminthes, Cestoda, Cyclophyllidea, Hymenolepididae. The record is from the annotation of a GenBank genome assembly.